Molecule: messenger RNA, 1274 nt
Organism: Perognathus longimembris pacificus (Pacific pocket mouse)
Lineage: Eukaryota; Metazoa; Chordata; Mammalia; Rodentia; Heteromyidae
Gene: Sfrp2
Product: secreted frizzled related protein 2
Exons: 3
Coding region: 72-965 (297 amino acids)
Biological process (GO): canonical Wnt signaling pathway; negative regulation of canonical Wnt signaling pathway; non-canonical Wnt signaling pathway
Molecular function (GO): Wnt-protein binding
Source: RefSeq, a predicted model, not a curated record
CCGCGCUCCCCCCACCUCCCACCCCGCUCGGCCUCCUCCGCCCCCCCACGCCCCGGGGUCGCGCAGCCACGAUGCGGCCGCAGGGCCCCGGCUCCCGGCUGCUGCUGCUGCUGCUGGCGUCGCUGGGCUGCGUGCGCUCGGCGCGCGGGCUCUUCCUCUUCGGCCAGCCCGACUUCGCCUACAAGCGCAGCAACUGCAAGCCCAUCCCCGCCAACCUGCAGCUGUGCCACGGCAUCGAGUACCAGAACAUGCGGCUGCCCAACCUGCUGGGCCACGAGACCAUGAAGGAGGUGCUGGAGCAGGCGGGCGCCUGGAUCCCGCUGGUCAUGAAGCAGUGCCACCCCGACACCAAGAAGUUCCUGUGCUCGCUCUUCGCCCCCGUCUGCCUCGACGACCUCGACGAGACCAUCCAGCCGUGCCACUCGCUGUGCGUGCAGGUGAAGGACCGCUGCGCCCCGGUCAUGUCGGCCUUCGGCUUCCCCUGGCCCGACAUGCUCGAGUGCGAUCGCUUCCCGCAGGACAACGACCUCUGCAUCCCGCUGGCCAGCGGCGACCACCUCCUGCCCGCCACCGAGGAAGCUCCCAAAGUAUGUGAGGCCUGCAAAAAUAAAAACGACGACGACAACGACAUCAUGGAAACUCUUUGUAAAAAUGACUUCGCACUGAAAAUAAAAGUAAAGGAGAUCACGUACAUCAACAGAGAUACCAAAAUCAUUCUAGAGACCAAAAGCAAGACCAUUUACAAGCUCAACGGCGUGUCCGAAAGGGACCUGAAGAAAUCGGUGCUGUGGCUCAAGGACAGCUUGCAGUGCACCUGCGAGGAGAUGAACGACAUCAACGCGCCCUACCUGGUGAUGGGACAGAAGCAGGGCGGGGAGCUGGUCAUCACCUCGGUGAAGCGCUGGCAGAAGGGCCAGCGGGAGUUCAAGCGCAUCUCCCGCAGCAUCCGCAAGCUUCAGUGCUAGUGCCCGGGGCUCCGGCCGCCACGGGCCAGCUAGGCUGACCGCCCCGCUCCUCCUGCUGCCCCUGCAGACUGCCAGGCACACCCCGGCCCCUCACACACGGGCCCCCGCAGCCUUCCUGACUUACAAGACCCCAGGGCUCCUCAGGCAAGGAGAGUGGCCUCUCCCAUCAAGGAAAACCCCACCCAAAUCUUGCAGCAAUAUCCAGACUGAUUAGAGCCAGCAAUAUCUUUAUCAAGUUUGAAAGUAGCUCUUUUCCUUUUUUUUUAAUUUCCUAACCAGUUCUGAGGCCUGAACUCGGGGCCUGGGCAU